AUGUAUCUUAUUAUAUAUCUAUAUUAUUCUUUUUUUAUUUUUCUUAUUCUGAUUCUAUCUAUCUAUCUAUCUAUCUAUCUAUCUAUCUAUCUAUCUAUCUCUCUAAUUCUCUUCUUAUGUACCUCUCCUUGUCUAAUUCUCUUUUUCUUCUCUCUCUCUCUCUCUCUCUCUCUAACGCUCUACUUAAUUCUCUUCUUAUCUAUCUAUUUCUCUAACUCUCUCUCUCUAUUUUUCUAUCUAUCUAAUUUUCUUCCUAUGUAUCUCUCCUUAUCUAAUUCUCUUCUUAUCUAUCUAUCUAUCUAUCUAUCUAUCUAUCUAUCUAUCUAUCUAUCUAUCUAUCUGUCCAAGCCUAUUCAUAUCUAUCUAUCUAUCUAUCAGUUUAUUCAUAUCUAUCUAUCUGAACCAGCCUAUUCAUAUCUAUCUAUCUAUCUAUCUAUCUAUCUAUCUAUCUAUCUAUCUAUCUAUCAGUUUCUUCAUGUCUAUGUAUCUAUCUAUUUAUCUGAACCAGCCUAUUCAUAUCUAUCUAUCUAUCUAUCUAUCUAUCUAUCUAUCUAUCUAUCUAUCGCGAUCUUUUUUUUCUUACCUCAGAAUUGCCCGUGA
Molecule: messenger RNA, 600 nt
Organism: Acanthosepion pharaonis
Lineage: Eukaryota; Metazoa; Mollusca; Cephalopoda; Sepiida; Sepiidae
Source: the annotation of a GenBank genome assembly